GYUUUUACGCACAUGCAAGGGGUCUAUAGUCUGAGCUUCUGAUAAGUCAGUAUCACUAUUUUGGUGAUUCCAUAACAGUUAGUAGUAACGGGCACAGAAAACUACCAAAGAUGAUAUUCCUGUUACAGGCAUUUUUAUUUCUUGGUACGGCAGUUGCAACAACUGCUGUCAGCAUACCUAUUGGCCACAUCAUCUAUGUAGGAGGAAGUGGAAAUGGUCCAAACGAUGCUGUUCCAGGAUCGAGUGAAUGCAUUCAAGGCACGUCAUGGAGUCUUGCCUACAGCGAUGCUAUCCAAGACCAUGCUAUUGUUGGUCCUCUCWUAAAGUCCAUUACGGCUUUAACCGACAACGACUGCAAAGAUGCUUGCUUCAUGCACGUCCCUGAUGURUGCUACAUGUUCAACUAUCAUCCACAGACCAAGAAAUGUGAACUCUUCUACAAAGAUCGUGCAUCAGAAWAUAAAGUAGAAAUGAAGAGUGGGUACUUGUUCAAAACCCAAAAGGUAGGAUGCGAAUCGCCAUGCGGUUAUAAUGUUUCUUUGUUUAUCCGUCUCAUCUCUCAAAAACGAGCUAGGGAUCAAUCUUAA
This is a messenger RNA of Exaiptasia diaphana, 587 nucleotides long. RefSeq lists its product as uncharacterized. The record is from RefSeq and is a predicted model, not a curated record. NCBI's taxonomy places the organism in Eukaryota, Metazoa, Cnidaria, Anthozoa, Actiniaria, Aiptasiidae. The transcript has 4 exons. Bases 111 to 587 code for a protein of 158 amino acids.